UUUAGGGCGCUCAGAUCCCUUUCGACGUUACAAAAAUGAUAGGCGGGAUUUUUAUCUACAAUCACAAAGGCGAAGUCCUAAUAUCAAGAAUAUUUCGCGAUGAUGUCUCAAGAAAUGCUGCAGAUGCAUUUAGAGUCAAUGUCAUUCAUGCGCGGCAACAAGUUCGUUCACCUAUCAGCAUUGUAGCAAGGACAAGCUUCUUCCACGUAAAGAGAGCAAACAUCUGGAUAUGCGCUGUGGCUCGUCGUAAUGUUAAUGCUGCUAUGGUCUUUCAGCUAUUACACGCACUUCUAAACCUGAUGAAGGAUUACUUUGGUAGAGUUACGGAGGAAAAAAUAAAAAAUAACUUCGUUCUGAUAUACGAAAUUCUAGAUGAGGUUAUUGAUUACGGAUAUGGACAAAACACAGAUACAGGAAUUUUAAAGUCUCUUAUUACCCAGGCAGGAACACGUACUGCCAGUAAAGAGGAGACUGCGCAAAUAACAAAUCAAGUUACUGGUCAGAUUGGAUGGCGUCGUGAAGGUAUAAGAUACAGAAAAGAUGAACUGUUUUUGGAUAUCAUGGAGUCAGUCAAUCUUCUUAUGUCACCACAAGGACAAGUUUUAUCUGCACACGUGGCUGGUCGAGUGAUCAUGAAAUCUUAUCUAAGUGGUAUGCCGGAAUGUAAAUUUGGUUUUAAUGAUAAAGUCAGUUUGGAAAAUAAACAGCGAUCUACAGUUGGUACAGAAGACAGUAGUACUGGAGGUAUUGCAAUCGAUGAUUGUCAAUUUCAUCAAUGUGUUAAACUGGGUCGAUUCGAAACGGAACAUACCAUUUCGUUUAUUCCACCAGAUGGUGAAUUUGAAUUGAUGCGUUAUAGAACUACCAAGGAGAUUAGUUUACCAUUUCGUGUAAUACCAUUGGUUCGUGAACUUGGUAAAACUAAAAUGGAUGUGAAAGUUAUACUGAAAGCAAAUUUUCGUCCAAAUUUAUUUGCACAAAAAAUUGAAAUCAAUAUACCAACUCCAAUGAAUACAAGUGGUGUACAAGUUGUUUGUAUGAAAGGUAGAGCAAAAUAUAAAGCAGCUGAAAAUGCUAUUAUUUGGAAAAUAAGAAGAAUAUCUGGUAUGAAAGAUUGUCAAUUGUCUGCUGAGAUUGAAUUGUUACAAGCGUCAGAUAAACAAAAACGUUGGAUGCGUCCACCGAUUUCUAUGAAUUUUGAGGUACCAUUUGCACCAUCUGGAUUUAAAGUACGUUUCUUAAAAGUAUUCGAACCGAAAUUGAAUUAUUCCGAUCAUGAUGUAGUGAAAUGGGUUCGUUAUAUUGGUAAAAGUGGUCUAUACGAGACACGAUGUUAAUGAAAACAAAUAGAGACAUAAAUUUCAUGUGUCAGUUAACACAUGAACCCUAACCAACUGCUAAUACCAGCACCUUUUUUUCUUGUCUUCUCAAUCAAUGAUUGAUUAUCAAUUGUGUCGUUUUAUUGAAAAUUGCGAGAAAUCCAAUCACAUAUAAACAAACACACACCCGCACACACACGCUCACACACACAAAUACAAGCAUAAUAACCAAUUAUGCAUAUUGAUCUAUUCAAAUUCAAGUGUUCAUCUCAUGUGGGGAGGAUUUUUGACGGUCGAUUAGCCUUUCUUCUUCGCCUUCUUCUUCUUCCCAUUUACCUACUUACUACUACAUUGUCAUAUUUGACAUUCAAUAGGCGCGGUGGCAGGUGUACGUACAAUUGUGUGUAUUGUAUUGUAAACGGAUUGAUGCGAAUCCGUUUGUGCAUUUUGUUUUUUUCUUCAAAUUCAACCCCGUGUUAAUUGUUUUCUGCUCACAAAUGCGUUCUUCUUCCGAAGGAGUUCUUCCUCAUCACCCUUCCUUCACUCCACUACAAAUCAAUGCUUUGCAUAAAUCAUUCUGAUUUUGAAGCUCAUUUAUUUAUUGCUUUGCUCAUUCCAUGUAUUUAUGACUUUUCUUCUAACUUUAUAUCACUAUUGUUAUUAUUAUUAUUAUUAUUACUAUCUACAUCCUGCUGUUCCUACAAUUUGAACAAAUUAACUAUAACUUUAACUUUAUUGUGGUACACUUUAUAUUUCCCUCCCCCUCCGCCCCACACCGACCCGCUCUAUUUCAAUCAUUGGCUACUUACUUAUACAAUCAAACAAUUUCAUUGAAAAAUCUUCAUUGAUAUUAUUUGAUUUACUGUUGUUGUUGAUGUUGACGUUGUUGUCUUUUUUUAUUGUUGUUGUCACGGGUUUUUUCUUAUUCCAUGUGAUUCGCAAAGUCUGUUCUCCGCUCUUCUCUCUCACUCUCCUUAUCUCUCUCUGUACUCUCUGUACUCGCUCCAGUCUGUCGAAUCAUAUUUAGUAUCUUUUUUUUUCGAAUUAUCUCAUCAUGUUACUGAUUAACGAACAAUAAGUAGAUAGUUAUUAGUAGUAUCUUUAUGAUUAUUAUUAUUAUUAUUUCAUAUUAUAUGCACUUAUGAUUUAAUUUAAUUUGUUUUUUAAAGUAUUUUUAAGAAAAAAAAAGUAUCUAUCGA
Molecule: messenger RNA, 2518 nt
Organism: Schistosoma turkestanicum
Lineage: Eukaryota; Metazoa; Platyhelminthes; Trematoda; Strigeidida; Schistosomatidae
Source: the annotation of a GenBank genome assembly